AUGUGUUUGUGGUAUUGGUUCAAAAUUUUCGCACCAUGUAGUGGAGAGACACUUGAAGCUUUGCUUAGAAUUGAACUUUUCAUCUUUUAGUGGUACUUUGGUGGGAAUGAUUUAUUUGUAUUUGUAUUUUACUGCAUUAACACUUUAGAUUUACAAGAUUUUUUUUAUUUUAUUAUGUGUGUGUGUUCUUGCAUUGUUGUGAUCCCUCAUAGAGUUUAGAGCCUUAUUUUAUGUGUAGCACUGUACGAUCCAAUUGCAAGGCAAGGGACUUGAGUCCCACAUUGGAAGUAUGGAAUACUAGUGUGGGGUUUAUAAGGCCUUGGGCUCUCCAACUGCAAUAGCUAGUUUUUGUGGUGUGGUCGCCCAAGGGGUGUUGGAGUGAAUUGGGUUGAUGUGCAAUGCAGAGAUCGCGUAAAGCUCUUCUGGAAAGAAGAGCAAUAGAGAAGGCUACAAGUGGAAGGAACUACCUGUAUAAAGUUUCUCUGUCGUUGGUUUUUUUAUGGGGCCUGGUCUUCCUCUUGUGGAUAAGCCGUGGCCUUGGUUAUGGAGAUGGAUCUAUAGAAGUUCCAGUUGCUGUUUCAAACUGGAAUGAAGAUGAACAAAGACAAUGUAAAGACUCUAAUUCUGACGAUGAAUAUUUGACUAAACAGACUGAUGAGGUUUACAUUCCUUCUGAGAAUUUCCGCUCAGAUGGUGCCAAAACUGAUAAUUUUAUUGGUGAAUCACUUUCCAGUGGAGAAAGCAUAAACUAUGUUGAACAGGGUGAUAAAGAAAAUUACAUUUCUCCUAAUAUAGAGGAGCAUGGAGUUGAGAUAACUGAAUCUGAUGCUAAACAUCAAAAUGGUGUUCAUAAGUUUAAUCACUUGUCUCAGACAAUGCCUCUUGGUCUUGAUGAAUUCAAGAGUAGGGCAAUUGGUUCAAAAAUUAAGUCAGCAACUAAUCCAUCUGAAAGUGUAAUACACAGAUUAGAGCCUGGUGGUGCAGAAUACAAUUAUGCUUCAACAUCAAAGGGUGCAAAAGUGCUGGCUUCUAACAAAGAAGCCAAAGGUGCCUCUGACAUUCUAACCAGAAACAAAGACAAAUACCUCCGAAAUCCAUGUUCUUCAGAAGAGAAAUUCAUUAUUAUAGAACUUUCAGAAGAAACCUUGGUAAAAACAAUAAAAAUGGCUAAUUUUGAGCACCAUUCUUCCAAUUUCAAAGAUUUUGAAUUGCAUGGCAGUUUGGUCUAUCCAACAGACAGUUGGAUUUUCCUUGGGAAUUUCACGGCCUCAAAUGUGAAGCAGGCUCAAAGCUUUGUUCUUCAGGAGCAAAAAUGGGUGAGAUAUCUAAAAUUGAAUCUUCAAAGCCACUACGGUUCAGAAUUUUAUUGCACACUGAGCAUAUUUGAAGUUUAUGGGGUGGAUGUCAUUGAAAGAAUGCUGGAGGAUUUGAUAAAUGCACAAGAUAAGACAUUUUCAUCUGGGGAAGGUAAUGGUGAGAAGAGGGUAGCAUCAUCCCAUCCUAACUCUGCUGAGGCUGACUAUGUCCGGCAAAAUACUUACAUAGGGAUCAAUUCUGAUCCUGCUUCAGAAAUCUCUUCUGAAAACCAAGAAGCUGUGAAUGUAAAUAGAAAUGCUCCUGAUCCAGUUGACGAAAUCCGGCAACAAGUUGGCCGGAUGCCUGGGGACACAGUUCUCAAGAUUUUGAUGCAGAAAGUUCGAUAUCUAGACUUAAAUUUAUCUGUUUUGGAACAGUAUAUGGAGGAAUUAAAUUCUAGAUAUGUAAAUAUUUUCAAAAGGUACAGCAAAGACAUGGGAGAAAAAGAUCUACUUCUAGAGAAGAUCAAUGAAGAAAUUAGGAGUUUCCUUGAACGACAAGAUGUUAUGAUGAAAGAAGUUAGUGAUCUUGAUUCUUGGAAGUCCCAUUUUUCUGUGCAACUGGAUCAUGUACUUAUUGACAAUGCUGUUUUAAGGGCUGAGGUUGAAAAGGUCCAGGAAAAUCAAGUGUCUUUGGAAAACAAGGGAGUAGUAGUGUUUUCUGUGUGUGUUAUUUUUUCAUUGCUUGCCAUAUUACGGCUAUUUUUGGAUAUUAUUAUGAGCAUCUAUGGAGUACUAAGUUUUGACAGAACAAUAACCUCCAGGAAAUUUUCCCAACGUAGCUCUUCCUGGUUUCUCCUAUUAUUGAGUUGUAGCAUCAUUAUUUUCACAUUAACUUUAUGAUAAUCCUCUUUU
This is a messenger RNA of Cajanus cajan (pigeon pea), 2210 nucleotides long. Lineage: Eukaryota; Viridiplantae; Streptophyta; Magnoliopsida; Fabales; Fabaceae. The record is from RefSeq and is a predicted model, not a curated record.